AUGAAUGGAUUAUUUUCAAGAUUCUGGUGGAGGAAGCAGCACAUGGAGGGGGGUAUCCAAUGGAAGAAAUGGGAAUCUUUGGGGUUGCAAAAAGGGAAGGGAGGCUUGGGAUUCAGGGAUUUGGAAAGUUUUAACUUAGCUCUCUUAGCAAAGCAAGGGUGGAGGCUAAUCAAAUAUCCUGAUUCUCUAGCAGCAGUGGUUUUUAAGGAAAAGUAUUUCGGGCAUUCAAGUUUUUUGGAGGCAAGGCUUGGCAGACAACCCUCUUUUCUGUGGAGAAGCAUCUGGUCAGCAAGAGAUUUGCUUCUUGAGGGAUUGAGAUGGAGAGUGGGGGAUGGUAGUAAGAUUCAAAUAUGGGGCUCUAAAUGGAUGCCAACACCUACAUCCUUUUCAGUCCAGUCACCAGUGUCUAUGCUAAGGGAAGAUGCAAAGGUGGAAGAGUUGAUUGACAAAUAG
Juglans regia (Persian walnut) is the source of this 453-nucleotide messenger RNA. RefSeq lists its product as uncharacterized. Lineage: Eukaryota; Viridiplantae; Streptophyta; Magnoliopsida; Fagales; Juglandaceae. The record is from RefSeq and is a predicted model, not a curated record. The coding region runs from base 1 to 453 and encodes 150 amino acids. The transcript has a single exon.